Molecule: messenger RNA, 1508 nt
Organism: Achroia grisella
Lineage: Eukaryota; Metazoa; Arthropoda; Insecta; Lepidoptera; Pyralidae
Exons: 3
Coding region: 554-1291 (245 amino acids)
Source: RefSeq, a predicted model, not a curated record
CAAAUUAAAUUAAUAUGCUUAAGCAUAUAGUAGUCAAAUGUUAUGAAAAAAAUGUAAAUAAUAAAUAAAUAAAAUUAACCAUUCAUAGAUAGAUCAUUACAAUAAUCACAAAAACGGAUACAUUUUUAUAAUAUUAAUAUCCUAUAGUUGUUUUUUAUAUUACAAGAAAAGAAAAAAAUAUAUAUUAAUUAGAUUGAUUUUGAAACAAUUGAAGUGGUAAACCAGCUGACUGCCUUUCUCAUGAUAAGUGGUGUUCAUGGCUUAUAUACAUGAACAACAUUAAGGACAUCACAACUUACUUAACAUGUCUAACAUCAACAUACUCUAGCCGUGGGAAAUAGCUGUAUAACUAAGAAUGCACUAGACACAAAUAGUACAAGAAUUGAGGGUUUGAAUUCUGUGAAGACGCUGUUGUAUGCUUCUAUUUUGCAAUCUAAUAUUAAUUUACAAAGAACAAUUUCAUAACGAGGUUAGUCUUAUCGUCGUGGGUUACGACCUAUUAAUCAAGUCACAAAUAUUGUAAAAUGAUCGUCGUCCAUAGAGUCAACUAAUAAUGUGGACAUUAAUCAAAUUUUCGUUCUUUAGUUUCCAUUUUAUUGCAAUCGUUAAAAAAAAUAUAGUAAGUUGUAAAGACCAAGAGCCGACUUUAUAUUAUUAUGGCUCGGAAAGCGAACGUAGUCUACCAGAUUGCGAGGAGAGACAAGCUUGCUCUACGCUAUUGCUGCGGUACUGGCAGGCGCCGGCCCUAGUUCGACUAUGUCGCUGUGCGAUGCGCAUGCGCUGCGACACCAUAGCAUCACCAAACUCCCUUAUAGAACUCAACAAUAGGGCUUACUUUCAGUUCUGUAAACCUGUCACUGACUGGCCCGAAUGUUCAGAAACUAACUCACCGCUAGUUGUAGAAAUGUCUUACGACCGCAUGAGCCCUGAUGAGCUUGAAGAAAUGCAUCAUAGAAAUAUUGAGCCAAUACCACCAAAGAUUACAUUUAACUGCAGGUGCCAUUACCCUAAUUAUUGGAGAUUAAAAUCUAACACAGAGGAUAACGAUAGAGUACAUGUUUACCAGUGCUCUUUCCUGCCACUGUGCGAAACAGGUGAAUUUUGCGGAAAUGUCAAUUAUGAUCUUAAUGCUUUGUAUCAGUCUUGCUUAUGUCCAAAAAAUCAUAUAUGUGUGCAUAAUGGUGGUAUUACAUAUGAUUAUAUUUCGGAAUUACUGUAUCGUGGCAGAGGAUGGAAAGCAUACUGCCAAUCUAUCAAAAAUGACACAUCUACAGAAUACGAAAAUUACUGAUUUUAAUUUAUUAAUUUAUUUAACUUCAAUGCACAAAAUUAAAGUGUAUAUAUGGCGACUUAACACCUUGCAGCGUUAUCUACCAGUCAACCAUAAGUAAUGCAGAGAAAGAUUGUUGGCAGUGCACUAAUAUAUAAGGUCAUAAAAUAUAUAAGGCAAAAUAUAUACAUUUUUUAUAAAAUAUAAUACUAUAAUAUAAAUAUAUAUAAAUACUAAU